AUGGCUGCCGCUCAGCAGACGCCCACCUUCAAGCUCGUCCUUGUUGGCGAUGGUGGUACUGGAAAGACCACCUUCGUCAAGCGCCACUUGACUGGUGAAUUCGAGAAGAAGUACAUGGCUACCCUGGGUGUCGAGGUUCACCCUCUAGGUUUCACCACGAACUUCGGUCAGAUUCAGUUCGACGUCUGGGAUACCGCCGGCCAGGAGAAGUUUGGCGGUCUCCGUGAUGGAUACUACAUCAACGGCCAGUGCGGUAUCAUCAUGUUCGAUGUCACCUCCCGUAUCACCUACAAGAACGUCCCCAACUGGCACCGCGAUCUUGUCCGCGUUUGCGAGAACAUCCCUAUUGUCCUCUGUGGCAACAAGGUCGACGUGAAGGAGCGCAAGGUCAAGGCCAAGACCAUCACCUUCCACCGCAAGAAGAACCUCCAGUACUACGAUAUUUCCGCCAAGUCUAACUACAACUUCGAGAAGCCCUUCCUCUGGCUCGCGCGCAAGCUUGUUGGCAACCCUGCUCUGGAAUUUGUUGCCGCGCCGGCUCUCGCCCCCCCUACCGCCCAGGUUGACGAGAAGCUUCUCGAGCAGUAUCGCAAGGAGAUGGAUGAGGCUGCCAACAUGCCCCUGCCCGGUGAGCUGUCGGACGAGGAUCUGUAA
Messenger RNA from Colletotrichum chrysophilum, 654 nucleotides. RefSeq lists its product as uncharacterized. Gene Ontology annotation, cellular component: nucleus; cytoplasm. Gene Ontology annotation, molecular function: GTPase activity; GTP binding. Gene Ontology annotation, biological process: protein import into nucleus; ribosomal subunit export from nucleus. The record is from RefSeq and is a predicted model, not a curated record. The transcript is spliced from 5 exons. NCBI's taxonomy places the organism in Eukaryota, Fungi, Ascomycota, Sordariomycetes, Glomerellales, Glomerellaceae. Bases 1 to 654 code for a protein of 217 amino acids.